Lathyrus oleraceus (garden pea) is the source of this 1671-nucleotide messenger RNA. Its product is annotated as dehydrogenase/reductase SDR family member FEY. The coding region runs from base 234 to 1373 and encodes 379 amino acids. The record is from RefSeq and is a predicted model, not a curated record. NCBI's taxonomy places the organism in Eukaryota, Viridiplantae, Streptophyta, Magnoliopsida, Fabales, Fabaceae. The transcript has 8 exons.
UGUGUGGAAAGAAUUUAAAUGGGACCGGGUGUCCGUUUUAACGUCAGUUUCUAAGAAAGAAAAAAAAGCCCCUAACUAUGUGUUGUUAGGUGUGUCCAUUGUAAAUUCACUGAACGAGUUAACUCACCCGAGUCAACUCAUCGAAUCUCAAAAACUCACACUGUAACCCAUCAAUCCACCAUUAUAGAUCUCAGAUUCUCUAUACUCUCACUCACUCACAGCAGAGAAAGAAGAUGGCAUCAAAAACGGCGUCGUCGUCUUCAAGCGUUGAACCAUUGAAGAAGAAAAAGAAAGAGUGUUUAGGUUGGAUAGAAUGGUUUAGAGGAUGGUUCAAUAUAAUCUACGAAUUUCUAUUCCAGCGAAUCAUGGCGAGUCACUUGGAGAACCCUAUGCCAUUACCACCAAUCAAUGAACUCACUUGUAUUGUUACUGGUUCCACUAGUGGCAUUGGUCUUGAAAUUGCUAGGCAAUUGGCACAAUCAGGGGCACAUGUUGUUAUGGCCGUGAGGAAUGCGAAGGUGGCUACCGAGUUAAUCCAGAAAUGGCAGAUUGAAUCUGCUGGAUUGGGUAUUGCACUCAAUGUUGAGGUGAUGGUGGUGGAUCUUCUCUCAUUGGAUUCGGUUGCUAGGUUUGCUGAAGCGUGGAAUGCCCGCGCAGCACCCUUGCACGUUCUCAUUAAUAAUGCUGGCAUUUUUUCCAUUGGAGAGCCACAAAAAUUUUCAAAAGACGGUUAUGAAGAACACAUGCAAGUGAAUCAUCUUGCUCCUGCCAUGCUUUCAAUACUUCUUUUACCAUCCCUUAUUAGGGGCUCUCCUAGUCGAAUUGUGAACUUGAAUUCUGUUAUGCAUCAUAUUGGCUUUGUUGAUGCUGAAGACAUGAAUGCCACAUCAGGAAAAAGAAAAUUUUCUAGUCUGUCGGGAUAUUCAAACAGCAAGUUGGCACAGGUUAUGUUCAGUAGUGUUCUUUUUAAGCGACUACCGGCUGAAGCCGGCAUCAGCGUAUUGUGUGUAUCGCCUGGAAUUGUCCAGACAAACGUUGCAAGGGAUCUUCCAAAAUAUGUUCAAACUGGAUAUCAUUUGAUACCUUACUUCAUCUUUAAUGCUCAAGAAGGUUCUAGGAGUACACUUUUUGCUGCGACUGAUCCUCAAAUUACCGAGUAUUGCGAAUUGUUGAAAUCAGAUGAAUGGCCUGUUUGUGCCUAUAUUUCUCACGAUUGUCGACCUGCGAAUCCGUCAGAAGAAGCACACAGUCUUCAAACGUCAUAUGAAGUAUGGGAAAAGACAUUAGAGAUGACCGGCCUUCCUUCGGAUUCCCUGGAGAGGUUUCUAGAGGGCGAUGAAGUUGAAUGUCGCUACGGACAAGAACAACAAUGACACAACCAUAACACAAGAUUCUCCACAUGAUAUUUUACUAUUUAUAGGUAUUAAUGAACAUUUCAAUUUUGAAGAUGAGGGAAAACUCGUAAUUUUUCCGACUAGAUUGAUAUCCCUUGAUCUGCUAGGGUGUGUUUGUAGGGGCAAAUUUCCAAAUCCAAAAAGUUUAUGUACAUUAGUUUUUAUUUUUUUGCUCUAUAGGAAUAAGAACUAAAUUAGAAGUAUGUUGUAUCAUUAUUUUGACAUUGGUAAUUGGUGAAUGAAUGUCCUAAAGAAGUAACAAGGUUUUAUCUUAUAA